This is a messenger RNA of Verruconis gallopava, 2581 nucleotides long. RefSeq lists its product as uncharacterized. Gene Ontology annotation, biological process: 5-phosphoribose 1-diphosphate biosynthetic process; ribonucleoside monophosphate biosynthetic process; purine nucleotide biosynthetic process. Gene Ontology annotation, molecular function: ribose phosphate diphosphokinase activity; magnesium ion binding. Gene Ontology annotation, cellular component: cytoplasm; ribose phosphate diphosphokinase complex. The record is from RefSeq and is a predicted model, not a curated record. Lineage: Eukaryota; Fungi; Ascomycota; Dothideomycetes; Venturiales; Sympoventuriaceae. The transcript has 6 exons. Bases 174 to 1811 code for a protein of 545 amino acids.
GCUCAAAAAAGUUCGACCGCUGAGAAGACGGCAAUCCCGCCAUUCUACGUGGUCUCAGCAUGGUUGCACAGCCUUGCUAAGGACACGUACAGCCAGGCUUUGGACAUUGCACUCAGGAGUCUCGACUUAUCACCGCACCAGCCUUGCCGACGCCAAACUCGCGGCGCGUGAAAAUGCGACAGGCUCUGGUGUUCAGCGGAAGCUCGCAUCCACUGCUUGUGGAGAGCAUUUGCGACCGGCUUGGCCUGAGUCCGGGUCAGGUGGAUCUUGGGAAGUUCAGCAAUGGCGAGACCAGCGUGGCAAUCAAAACUUCUGUUCGAAACAAGGAUGUUUUCAUUGUGCAGAGUGGAAGCCACAAAAUCAAUGACAAUGUCUUGGAGCUCCUCAUUAUGAUCUCCGCCUGCAAGGGCGGCUCUGCAAAGUCUAUCACAGCUGUUAUGCCAUACUUCCCUUACUCUCGCCAAUCAAAGAAGAAGUCUCACCGGGGAGCCAUCACCGCCCGCAUGAUCGCCAAUCUGCUGAAGGUAGCAGGCGUGAACCAUGUCAUCACGAUUGACCUUCACGCGAGUCAAAUGCAGGGUUUCUUCAAGUGUCCAGUUGACAAUCUCGUCGCAGAGCCGCUGAUAGCCAAAUGGAUCAGGCAGAAUAUUCCAGAUUGGAAGAGGGGCGUGGUCGUGAGCAAAAACCCGGGAGGCUCAAAGCGGGUUACCUCACUGGCAGACGCGUUGAAGCUCAGCUUUGGUAUCAUGACGACGGACAGAAGAAGGAUCAACAUGGCAGAACACAGCAUAGCCGGCAGCGUCAUCUUCGAUAAGCUCGCCCGCGGCACGAGAAGUGACGAGGAGCCUGGCUUUGCGGAAGAGGAUGUUUCGAUGAAGAUUCCUGGGGCGAUGCCAGAAACAGCGCCGACACAAACUGACGGAGCGGCCGAGCAAGAUGAGAACAGUUCUGCAAGGCGGCCACGUCAACGGCAGAGGACCAUUUCAAGCUCGCAUCUCAGGAAGUCCAGGGAGCGCCACGAGUUCCUGGGAAGCCCUCUAGUUAAGUCAACCUUGGCCGGCGAACCCUCUCCUUCGCCUUCGCCGAACCGUCUGGCACGAAUCAGCACAGCGCCAAGCGCGACGUCGGUCCACCAGGACGAUGCAAAUGAAGAAUUCAUAGACGAGCGUGCACGAGACGUGAUCCAUGGCAGGUUGGUCCAUGGACACAUCGUUGACGAAGACUUCCCCUCGCCCGCAUUCUCUGCGCGCUCCACCAACAGAGAGGCGAACGUAUCCUGCGCAUCCUCGGACGGCGAUCCACCUGCGGACAUGAUGGCCUCGUUCAUGUCCACGGCCUCUAGCUACAGGCGGGCAGGCGACAAUGGUGAAAACGAGCACGCGCUGGGUGGCACAAUGGACGCAGCACAAUCAAGCGAUGACGAAGAGGAGCAGCUCAAGGAUCCAGAGCUUGAGACCACGGUCACACUUGUGGGUAACGUACGCGACAGAAAUGUCUUCAUUGUCGAUGAUAUGAUCGACAAGUCUGCAUCGUGGAUUGCGGCGGCCGAAACCGUGGUCAAGCGCGGCGGUGCUACCAAAGUGUAUUGCAUCGCAACACAUGGACUCUUCGGAGGCAAUUCCCUCGAGGAGAUGGAGGCAUGCGAAUGCAUCGACGGCAUUGUCGUAACGAACAGCUUUCCAAUCGAUCCUAGCAAGACGCGGAUGGCAAAGAAGCUGACAAUCUUGGACGUGAGCCAUCUGCUGAGCGAGGCCAUUCGAAGGAACCACAAUGGCGAGAGCAUCAGCAAUUUGUUUAUGCAUUACGAUUAAGAGUCGUCGUCUGUCGGUUGGGCGAAAGGUUACAGCCUUGGCCCCGUGGUGGUUGGAGAAAUGCCCGUCGUGUGUACACCCGUGGAAGAGCCCAUGAAAAAUGGAUGCUGGUGUUGCAGAACAGGCAGCGACUGGCUUCGCACAACAUUCCAAACCCAAUGGUGGCUCGGAUGAUCAUGGUGCCACACUCGCUUAGAUGGUAAUCGCUGUCAGCAGUCCGGAUAUGAGGUGAAGCUUGUCGAUUGGGGCACUUGCCUGAGGAUGCUGAGAGACUGCGCGGGCAGCGAUCGCAUCACAUCUCUGUAUCAUGACCAUUGCUUGAUGUUAUUUCGCAGAUCGCACUCUCCGGCUGAAUUUGCAAGUACGAGAGGGAGAUAAUGUACGCUGUCAACGAAGGUGGCUUCAAGUGGGGUUUACAUGCUGUAUGAUUAAAAAUCGCACAAAAGUAGCGCUCAUCAAAGCGAUGUGACCAAGCGGUCGAGCACAUGCAAGUCUUUGGCAACGUCGAUGUACAUGCGUGCAAGACGCGCAGACGCCUUCAUGGCGGAAGACCUUCGUCAUGGAACGACGUUGUCACCGUUGUCGUCGUCCAAGGCUGCCGCCCAGCCUUAUGCGGCCCUUUUGCGGCCUAGCUCAGCCUUGGCCGCCGGCUAGCCAGCACGCUGCAGCGUCUGAGUCCGAGCGAGCCCUCCGCGCGUUCGUCGUUCGGGCCAUCGGCUCUAGUGGCUGAGCAGUCUCUUGCAGAAAGGAGCUCUUGCGUCUGUUUGUCC